AUGACUACUGAACAAACCGAAUCAGGAAUCUGGAUACUUGACGAUACUGGGAAGAGCCUCAAAUUCGUGUUUGAAGAAGAGCUCGAAAAUGCUACCGAAGCUGAUGCUAGCACAGAAGCGAAAGUAACACCCGCAGAAGUUAUCGCCAAAUACCUUUCCAACCUGAGUGCUUCUCAGAAGACUAUGCAAGACAAGCUCUACGCGUUGGGCUGGGAUGACGUUGCCAUCUACAAUAUGCUCACCCUUCUUGAAAGUCAACAGUGA
Molecule: messenger RNA, 264 nt
Organism: Penicillium cosmopolitanum
Lineage: Eukaryota; Fungi; Ascomycota; Eurotiomycetes; Eurotiales; Aspergillaceae
Exons: 2
Coding region: 1-264 (87 amino acids)
Source: RefSeq, a predicted model, not a curated record